Messenger RNA from Botrytis sinoallii, 928 nucleotides. RefSeq lists its product as uncharacterized. The coding region runs from base 87 to 506 and encodes 139 amino acids. NCBI's taxonomy places the organism in Eukaryota, Fungi, Ascomycota, Leotiomycetes, Helotiales, Sclerotiniaceae. The record is from RefSeq and is a predicted model, not a curated record. The transcript has 3 exons.
CCUUAUUCCAUCGAAACCGGUAUCCCUACAAAGUACGCCAAAAAUAGAGCACUGCAUGGAAUUGCUAUUGCUGCAGCCUUGAAAGAAUGAGUUCAGGUCAAACAACUGCGCCGAUUGCUUCUGGCCAGUCUGGAACAAAUGUAGGUGGAAAUGCUCAACAGACUGCGGGUUCUGAGCCUGAAGAAGUAUGGGAUGAAGCAAAACUCGAGCAGGCGAUGAAAACUCUAAAGGAAAUGCACAUUCAAUGUCGCAAUCUACGAUCUACAAUUCCAAGACUCCUUACGCCUUUGGCAACCAAGCAGCAAUCACCUGAGCAGCUCUUUUCUUCCUUUCAACAAGCCGCAACAACUUCAAAUAAGGAAGUUCGAGAUUUCACACGAUUGAUGAAGGAUGAAGAGGGUGUGAAACUCUUUGAGCAUGCAAAGAAGAGUCGAGCUGAGAAUCCACAUGGAAUAAAACCAUGGAGAGUUACAGAACAUCCUGAUUGGCUUGAUAGAGAUGCAUGAUUUUCUCACCGCGACAAUACAUUUCGACAUGCUCAGACCGGAGAAUGUGCCAUAGAAUCUAGGCGUACUUGCGGCUUUUUGGGUAGAGGGCAGGUCUUGGGAUACCCGGUACAGGGCGUUAGGCAAUUUUGAUAGCACACGGCGGGAAAGACAUAUUUCGAUAUCCUAACAACCUAGAGUUCAAUGCUCCUACCAACAGCAAUAGUACCCUUUCUCUAUUCUACGAUUGAUCAUAUACGAUGAAUCAUAAAUCUACUAACACAUUUUCCGCAGGAUUUAUUGAGAGAAACUAUGAACAUCUGAAGUACCCAAUAGCGGCUGAAUACCUUUGAAGAUUACUUGUGUUCCUGAGCUCAGGCCUCAUCAACAUUAUCGUAAAGCACUGUAACAUACAACGAGCAAUGUCACAGUUAUUAUUGAUG